Messenger RNA from Raphanus sativus (radish), 1784 nucleotides. RefSeq names its product probable serine/threonine-protein kinase PBL9. Lineage: Eukaryota; Viridiplantae; Streptophyta; Magnoliopsida; Brassicales; Brassicaceae. Gene Ontology annotation, biological process: protein phosphorylation. Gene Ontology annotation, molecular function: ATP binding; protein kinase activity. The record is from RefSeq and is a predicted model, not a curated record. Bases 304 to 1500 code for a protein of 398 amino acids. The transcript has 8 exons.
UAAAAUAAAACAGUACUAGUAAAUUCUUUUGAUUGUUGUUGUUGGUUCAGUCUUAAGAGAGAGAGAGAGAGACUUGUUGUCUUCGCGAUGUCACUUUCUGUCGGCCUUGUCUGCGUUCCGACACAAGACUUGCUUUCUUAUUCACCUUCGAGUUCUAGAAACUGAGGCGGAGAUAGAUUUGAUGUUUCAAACCUCCUCUUCUUCUUGAACUCUCCCCUUUUUAACAUUUUCAAAAAACCAAAUAUAUCUUCUUAAGAUUCUUGAUUUUGCUUGUGAUAUGCAAUCGCCGAUGAAGUUUAACGCAUGGUAGACAAAGUUUGGAGCAUCGCUGAGAAGCUAUUUUGUUUACAAAUGUCAGCCGUUCCUCCUGCAGCAGCCAUUGGAGGUGCUGUUGGAGCUCUUGCAUUGAUUGCUCUCUUGUUUUUCCUCCUAUGGUUUUGCAUCUUUCGUCGCAAGAAUGCAUCAAGAACCUCUGAGAGUACAGACUCUUCUGAUCCAUCAACUCAAGGAAGAAGUGUUGCAAUAGACUUGUCGAUGAGAGAAGCAAGAAGUUUUAAAAUGGAGGAACUUGCUCAGGCCACCAAGAGUUUCACCAACAAAAGCCUUAUCGGUACAGGCAAAUUCGGCGAUGUUCACAAAGGUUUGCUUCAAGACGGUGUUCUUGUAGCCAUCAAGAAACGUCCCGGCUUGCCAUCACAAGAGUUCGUCAACGAGGUUCGUUAUCUAUCCUCUAUCAAUCAUCGUAAUCUUGUCACUCUUUUGGGUUAUUGCCAAGAAAACAACACGCAGUUUCUUGUCUACGAGUAUGUUCCUAAUGGAAGUGUUUCCAGUCACCUGUACGGUGGUAAAGUACCGGGAAAUAGACUAGAGUUCAGAAACAGGCUUGCAAUAUCUAUAGGAGCAGCUAAAGGCUUGGCACAUCUUCACUCACUGAGUCCUAGGUUGAUACACAAGGACUUCAAAACAGCUAAUGUUCUUGUGGAUGAGAAUUUCAUUGCUAGAGUUGCGGAUGCUGGAGUCCGUAACUUCUUGGGAAGAGAUGAUGUUGUUGUUGCUGGUACAUCGUCUCGCCUUGAUGCAGACCACAUUUUCCUCUCUCCAGAGGUUCAAGAGUUCGGAAGAUUUUCGGAGAAGAGUGAUGUCUAUGCUUUUGGGGUGUUUCUCUUGGAGUUAGUAAGUGGAAGAGAAGCAUCAGAGCCAUCCCCUUCAAGCUCAACGCAAACUCUAGUCGAAUGGAUGCAAAACAUAAGGGAUUACACGGAUAUACCAGCAAUGAUCGAUGAGAGACUAGGUGGUACAUACACAGCAGAAGGAGUGGAGGAGGUUAUUACAUUGACACUGAGAUGUCUUAAUGUUUCAAGUGAGAAGAGACCAACAAUGAGUUAUGUUGUGACAGAAUUGGAGAGAAUAUUGGACAAAGAAGUGAGCUUAACAACAGUAAUGGGUGAAGGUACUCCAACUGUUACUCUUGGAAGUCAGCUUUUUAAAUCAUCAAAUUGAUGAAAAACUAGAAUCAUCUUUACAUUUAUAUUUAUAUAUAAGUUCUCUGAGACAAAACUAAUCAGAGAUCUUAAGAAGAUUGAAGAUUGAUCAGCUGGUGUUGUACAAACAACAGCUGAACUAUUAUUAUUAUUCGUUUGUUUGUUUUUUAUUUUCCAUUUUUACUUCCUUUGAAUGUUAUUUUCAGCAAAUUAUUUUUUGACAGUGAGUGCAGAAAAUAUAACUUUGUAAAAACAUUAUUUAUUGAUAAUAUAAAGGAAGCAAAGAGUGGAAUUUUUGUGUGA